Messenger RNA from Lycium ferocissimum, 2411 nucleotides. RefSeq names its product probable xyloglucan endotransglucosylase/hydrolase protein 33. The transcript is spliced from 4 exons. Gene Ontology annotation, biological process: xyloglucan metabolic process; cell wall biogenesis. NCBI's taxonomy places the organism in Eukaryota, Viridiplantae, Streptophyta, Magnoliopsida, Solanales, Solanaceae. Gene Ontology annotation, molecular function: hydrolase activity, hydrolyzing O-glycosyl compounds; xyloglucan:xyloglucosyl transferase activity. The record is from RefSeq and is a predicted model, not a curated record. Bases 352 to 1296 code for a protein of 314 amino acids. Gene Ontology annotation, cellular component: apoplast; cell wall.
CUAAAAAACGUCGACAAAUCUUGUGUUUUCUGCUUUUUAGUGUGACUAUUUUCACCAUUUGGGUGAAAAGGACUCUUUCCUAGUCUGGCCUCCACUUGAACAAAUCUGUGGAACAUGAUGGAUCUUUUCAGAACAUGUCUUUCUCCAUUGCACAUGAUAACAUGGACUUUUUGAUACUGUCCACAUUUCCCAUCUCAAGAAAAAAACAUCACCCUUUUUAAUGGGAUUCUUUAAAAGAUACAGCCAGCUUGCUACAACUUUAAAAACAAAAAUUCCUCUGAAUAAAUACCCCUGUUUUGCCCUGCAUUUCUCUCUUGAUUCAUAGACAUAACAGAACAAAAAGAGAGAAUUAUGGAAUUCUUUCAUCACGACAAAACACUCCUACUAUCAGAAUUGUUGACUAUCUGCGUGAUAGUUGUGGUUUCAUCUCUAGGUCCAAUCUAUACACCUCCAGACGUCGAGCGAUUAACUGAUCGUUUCAGUAGAUUACCCGUUAAUCAGAAAUAUAAUGCGUUUUUCGGAAGUGCUAAUGUCCGUUUAACAAAUAAUGGAUCAAGCGCUGAUCUUAUCUUAGACAAAUCUUCAGGUUCUGGACUGGUGUCAAGGGACAAAUACUAUUAUGGUUUCUUCAAUGCUGCUCUAAAACUGCCUGCUAAUUUUACAUCAGGAGUUGUAGUUGCUUUUUAUCUUUCUAAUCAAAAUAUUUUCCCAAAAAACCAUGACGAACUUGAUUUUGAAUUGCUUGGAUAUGAGAAGAGAAGGAGUUGGGUUUUACAGACCAAUCUUUAUGGUAAUGGAAGUGUUGGCUCAGGGAGAGAAGAGAAGUUCUACCUCUGGUUUGACCCAACACAAGAUUUCCAUGAGUACACCAUCCUCUGGAACAAGCAUCACAUAGUAUUUCUAGUGGACAAUGUACCAAUAAGAGAGGUAGUCCAUAAUACUGCAAUCUCUUCUGUUUACCCAUCAAAGCCAAUGUCUAUUUUUGCAACAAUAUGGGAUGGAUCAGAAUGGGCAACACAUGGAGGCAAAUACCCAGUAAAUUAUACUUACGCCCCAUUUGUAACAUCAUUAAAAGGAGUAGAAUUAGAAGGGUGUGUAAGCCAGCAAAAUGAUACUUCAUGUACUAAUAAGAGAAGCACAUCAAGUUUGGAUCCUGUUGAUGGAGAAGAAUUUGUGAAGUUGUCACAACAGCAAAUGAUAGGGUUGGAAUGGGCAAGGAGGAAGCAUAUGUUUUACUCGUAUUGCCAAGAUACUAAGAGAUACAAAGUCCUACCACCAGAAUGCACUGCUAAUUAAUAUGUAACAUAUGGUUGGUCUUAUUUUUUGUUCCUAACGUAUUCAAAGAAUUGAUACUUUAGAAGAUAAUAAUGUAAUAAGAGUGUAUACAUUGUUCGUGUAAGGAUUUUUUUAGAGCACCAGUCGCUUGAAGGACAUUUAUAGGUGAGCUUAAAAUAUGAGUUCUGUAAUCCUGAAAAUAGGUUACCCAAUUGGAAAAGAUGUUGAUGAGUAAAGGCUUAAUACCUAGAUAGCCCCUUAAAAUUGGCAUGUUUUGUAAGAUAGACAUUCAAACUUAGCUAGUGACCAGAUAGAUACUUAAACUUGACAAAAAUGUGUCUUUUAAACACCUUUGUAUAUAAGAUCAAGUGUGUGAAACACACAUGCUUCGAAUGUGUUUGAUAGACCAAUUAUAAAAUGACACUUGUAAUUUAUUUUUUUCUAAUUAGUAUAACUAAAACAUAAACUAAAGUACAAUAUGAAAAAAGAAAUACAACCCCACCCAUCCCAAGAUCAUCCCCUCCAUUUUCCCAUCCCCUAGACCGUUAAUCCAUUUCUCAAACCAGAGGCCUACUUCACUUCUUAAUUAUGGUGUCUUUUUUCAUGUCUUAAUUUUUAGCUCUAUUCUUGAUUAAUUUUAUUUUUCUGAAUUUGGAUUUUUUCUUUAAACAAGUCAUUCCCGGCAGAGUAACUUUUCUGAUGCAAACCCAAUUGCAAAAAAUCGGAUAAAAUUUUAGUGAUGGUGGAGACGGAAUGAGUGGGUUUGAAGAUUUUUUGUGCAGAGGAGAGGACAGAAUCAAAGGAAUUCAAUGGUAAUGGCAUUUUUCUACUAAUUUAGACUGGAAUGACCAUCUCUUUCGGUUAUAUGCUCACAGGAGAUGUGAAGAAGAUAGACGGAAAUUUGAUCUUCAUUUUGUCUAGCUUCGUUUUCGGGAGACGAGUUCAUGUCGGAGUAUCCAUUUUUGGAGAUUGUUGAAUUUUUAAGGUUUUUUUUCAGAUAAAACAAAAAAAAAAAGUUAAGAAAAGCAUACUCACGCUCGUAAAGUUGUUUGUGAAGCACGUGAUUUGCCACAUGUGACUCUUGUGUUUAAAAGACAUCAUUAGCGAAGUUUGAGUGUCUAUCUUACAAAACAUGU